AUGACUGAAAGAUGUCAAACGAAGUUUAUAGAAAAAUUUGAUAAUAGAAUUUAUAUUAUUUACGGAGGAAUUGUUGUCGCUUUAUUGGCGAUAUUAUUAGCUUACAGAUUUCAUCUGAUUACAAUCAUAGUAAGCUAUGGGCUGGGAUGUGUGGCUUGUUAUUAUGGAUUAAGUUCAAAUUAUUUGCAAAUGUUUAUUGAACACUUGACUUGUCAUUUUGCUAAAAGGCUGUCUAAUGAAGACGAAGAAACCAAUGACUCUUUCGACACAAUUAAUGGUUGUGACACAUGUGGGUCAAAGAAUUGCGACCGCCAUGAUCCGGAAAUAUCACCAGAGCCAUGGGCUAACUUACAAGUGCAUAAACAACUAGAUCAGGCUAUAGAAGAUUUUUAUAAUUCAAUUUUAGAACAAUUUAUUAACACAUGGUAUAGCAAAAUAACACUUCAGCCAUUUUUUGUGGAUGAACUGCGACACCAGCUCAGAUAUGCAUCUGCAUCUUUGUUGAGAAGAGCUCUCAAGAUAGAUUACAACAGAUUAUUAUUUGAUCGUCUCAUACCAUGUGCACUAAGGCAUUACACAGUGAGCACGGCGGGUGCCCGUCAGAGCGUACACGUCGCCGCAAGCAACCGUGCGGCGGAGAUGAAGUACUUGAGAUGUGUGACGGAGGCCAUCCUCCCGCAUCUCAUGAGGAAUACUGAAGCGAAUAAUGGUGUAUUUCGUGUGUUAAUUCGCGAGAUAUUCGCGGGGUGGGUGCUGUUGUCACUAACUGACUUACUAGCGGACCCGCAUAUACUGAACACGUUGAUUGUGUUAGCGACCGGCGAUGAGAAAAUGGCGGACUUGCCGGCUACACCUAAUUAUAAGGUGGAAUUCCUUGAAAACUUUGUCCGGCAGUCAGAGUCCUUGUACUGCGCUAGAGCGAAACUCCUACGAAUUGAUUUGGAACUACUGUUGAAUAAUCAGGACCACUUCUACGCUCUUCUGCAUCACUUAAAAACAACAACCGAUAUAUAUCUGUUGCAGUUUUAUAAAGAUAUCAAAUCAUUCCAAACCCGGGUACUGAACCCAGAGCCAACGGACGAGGAGCAGAGCGCGCUGCGUGACGAGGCACUCGCCCUGCUCGGCCGCUUGCAGGCGCCGCGCCUCGUGCCCGCCGCGCUGCUGCGCGAGCUGCGCGCCGACCUGGCGCAGGCCGCGCACUGUGUGCAGCUAUUGCAAACAAGUAGAGCUCUGUACCAAGCGGCGCGUCAGUCUCACGCUGCUUUAGAGAAAAUUAUGCUACCAAAGUUCUUACAUAGUGAGGAGUUUUACAAAUUGUAUAUUGGACCAAGAAUACCAACUGGAUAUCAAAAGCAAAUGACUAAAAGACCACAAGAUAAACUAAACAUGUUAAGAUUAGGGAUCAAGUUAAAAAACGCCAUCAAGUCUCAAGUGACAGACGGACAAAUACUAGAAACAAUAGAUACGGAUAUGGACGAGGGAGAGUCUAUGGAAAAUAUGGAUAUAUUGAAAUACUUGGACUCUUUAGCCGCUGACGAUUCUACGCAGGACUUGAGCACUUACAAAGUGGUUUUGACCAACGUGGAGUGUAGACUGCAAGCGCCGCCUCGCCGCGGGCCGGUGCGCGUGUUCACGCUGGCGGUGCACCGCGUGCGCGCCGCGCUGCCGCCAGCGCUGUGGAGCCUGGAGAGGAGCGAGCACGACUUCCACCUCCUGAGGAGCAAACUGCUCGAGUUCCACGGGGAGACCCUGCUGGUUGAGCUGCCUCUGCCUUCUAGAAGAGACAACAGUCCGUUAGAGAACCUCCGGUACAAAUACGAGGACUUUAUCCAGCGCUUGCUCCUCAUCUCGCUGCUGCAGACCAGCGAGCUGCUGCACCUGUUCCUCACGGUGGCCGGCGACUUCGCGGCCCUCGUGCAAGCCUCUACCCUGGCUUCGGGACCAGACCUGGCCAACAUAUACCAGAAUGUCGCCCACAAGCUAAGAAAGGAGAAGGGACAGCAUCUAGACUCGUUCCUGAGGAACUUUCUAGUGUCCUGUGAUAAGGAGAGAUAUCAGGCGUUGAAGCAAGGGACGCCCCGAGACGUGGAAGAAGCCCACGAAGUAAGCGAAGAAGAGAACGAACAGAAAAUACCAAAACGUCAAAGAAACGUGCGGAAUAUACACAAUUCGAUAUUCCUGAACAACUUCGACACAGAGCCGGUUGUGAUGGAAACGGACCUCACCUAUCAGGCGACGGUUGUGGGAAUUGAACAAUGUAUUAUGUAUAUAUUGACGAACAUAGUGUGCGCGCACCGAGCGGUGCGCGGCGCGGCGGGCGGCGCGCUGCGGGCGGCGCGGCGCACGCUGGCCGCCGCCGCCGCCGCCGCCGCGCGCGCCGCGCUCUGCCAGCGCCGCCUCGCGCACCUCGUCCGGCUGGGGCAUGGUAUACUGUUCGGCAAGAAGGCGAGCGGGCGCGCGGAGGCGCUGGCGCAGCGCGAGCGCGCGCGCCGCCGCCUGCCGCGCGCUUUGCACGUCGCCUUCGAGCUGCUGCAGUGUCCGCAGCUCAACAAGCAGUUGGUGUACAGUUUACUGGACCUGUGUGUUAUGGAAUUAUUCCCCGAAUUGCUUAAAACUGAAACCAACAUAACUAAUAGU
This is a messenger RNA of Brenthis ino (lesser marbled fritillary), 2637 nucleotides long. The record is from the annotation of a GenBank genome assembly. NCBI's taxonomy places the organism in Eukaryota, Metazoa, Arthropoda, Insecta, Lepidoptera, Nymphalidae.